UACAAUGUUAAUGUUAUGGAUCAGUUAAUAUUAAGAUGGAACGACAUACGUGUACAUAUACCUUUAACGCUGAAGACUGACGAUGGUGCACCUAUAACAGUGGUAUGUAACGUACAAACGGCGAUAGUAAAUGUCAUUUUUGGGGAUGGACAUACCGCUAUGGAAGAGUUACUAAAAAAUCCAGAUAUUCAGGGCAAAAUCAAAAGACUCAGUCCACAUGUGCGGAAAGCAUUUGUGGAGAGUCUUCUUGAUUUGUUCGAACAAGAAACGGAGGACAUGAUUGAUGCUAUAGAAGAAAGUCGGAUGGAACUAAGGGGAACAAUGUUGGAUUUUGAGGACGAGACCGAACAACUCAGGGCAGAGUCUAGAAUGUUAGAACAGCGACGUAUGGACUACGAACGGAAUAGUGUCAACAAGUACCUAGACGAGAAAGGAAGGAAAAGUAGGUCGUCCAGAAAUAGUUCACGUAUUUCCUUUAUAGACGAACGAUCGGAUGAGAAUAAAACAAGUGUCAAAGACUAUAUGAAAAGGAAAGAACAAAGUAGGCUUCAGUUUAAUGAAUCAAGGAGUCCUUCAUCACUUAGUGUACCAUCCAUGGCACCUGUUGAAAGACCCAUCAGUUCUCAGUCGUCAAGAAGUUUACCUACUCCAAGCCCUAUAAUGAGCAAGAAAGCUUUACAAGCGGAAACCGAUGCAAUUAUGCAGAAUCUGUCGACUGCUGAUAAUAAGUUAGCAACAGAAAGAUACAGGCAAACUGAAUUGCUAGAGGAAAGAAAGGCAAGAAGGAAAGAAACACAUAAGUCGAGGGAGGAACAAGCCCUGGAAUUAUUAGAGAAGGCUUUAAUGAUGGACAAACAACUGACAGCUAAAAAAGAGGCACAAGAAAGGAGACUGAAAGAAAGACUGGAAGAAAUGAAGAGAAAGAAAGACAGGACAAUGUGUGAAAGUGUGGAACCUUCAGAUAGAUUACAAGAUUUCGAACGUUUUUGAUAAAUCAAAAUAUUUUAUCACCUCAUUACUUGGUGUCAAUACACAAUUGACAGAAAUAGGACAAAGAAGAACUUUUAAUUAAGAAAGAUAACUCCUAGACUUCAGUACCAUACGAUAGAGUAUUUAUAUUUAUGAAACAGUAUUCCGUAGAUAAAUAGUCAAUGAGAUCAGUCAACAUUAUAGUGUUGGCUAAACUGUAUACAACAAACUGUUUCAUUUUAGAUAUAUCAGUUGUAUAAAGAUAAGGUGUAUCAUGUCCUCAAAGUACCAUUGUCAACAAUUUUGAACGGUUAAAAUAAGGAAAUAUAUAUUUUAUUGUGUUUUGUAUUGUUCUACAUUUUGGGUUUUUAUAUUGAAUCACAAAUUGUAUUUUGUUCCGUUCUAUAAAAUCUAAAUUUGAGAUUAUAUUGUUCUAUUGUUGAGUUUCUUUUAUAGAUUUAAAAAUAAAAUGUUAUGCUUCACCUUUAAAAUGAGAAUUAAAGACAAAUUAUGUAAUGUCAGUUCAAUCACCAGAACUACUUUGAUGAAACAUUGUGCAACGUUAAUAAAAAAAUUUACGUGGCACCUAACAUAUAUUCUAUAUUCUGUUUGUUGUAAUUGUUACUCUCGUUUUGUGCUUAGGCGGCGUGAAGCAAUUACUAAUCAAUCAAUUCUUGCGAACUGUGACUUUAAAUAUUUAUGUUUUGAACUUAUAGCAAUUUGACUAAGUUGUUUUUUUUAUGUUUUCCUAUAUAUUUCAUAACUGACAUAUUCCUUAGAGUAAUAGACAAUUUGUUAAUGAAGUAGAGUAUAAUAUUGAUUUACAUUAAUACAGAAUAGGGAAAAAAUGCAUGCUCUGAUACAAUGAUUGAUUUGUAUGUUCCUAAAACAACAUGCGGCGACAUGCACUCACAAAAAUCAAUACAUCUUUAUGUUUACAAAAUUAUUACAAGACAAGUUAAAAGUUGUGUUUGUCGGCAAAAUUUCCAUAGAUAUCUUCUCUCAUGUAUGUAGUUUAUGUUUGUACAUGUCACGUGACAUAUAGUUCAUUUUUGUACGUUAUACGAUAUUAUUUUAAAUGAUCAUUUUGUCAAAAUGGACACUAUAUCUAUCAUCGUUGUUAGAACUUAUUAUGCACACAUAAUAGAAACAUUUUUUUUUUUCAGUUAUUACUUUUAUAAUUAGUAUUGUUGUUUAAAACAUAUCACUGAAUUACUUUCUUGUUCGUUUCUUUUUCCUUGAUUUUUUUAUUUUAUUUCAAAGCAUAAUUGACGAGUGUUUCAAGAGCUCAUGUGCAAAUGGGUGAGAAUACGAUAAUUAUUCAAGCGAUGAAAAUGGACGAAUAGGAUAGACUUUACAUUUAAUAUUUACCAAGUCUUAGUAUGCUUCUUGGACAGUCAUUGGUUAGCACUUUUUAAAUAGAGAACAAAUUUGAGAACGUUUGUAUUAGAGUAUCAAUAUAAAUAAUAAAGGUAAAACACAAAUAAAGAGAAAUAUAAAGUUAGAGUUAUUCCCCUUACAAUGCAUAACAGUCUAUUUGAACAAUACUUUUGAAUACACAAUUGUUAUCUGUAUAGGUUGUGACUUAAAUAUAUGGCAGGCCAUAUUUACUGUAUGUAAUAAAUGUAAAUGUUGUUCAAAAUAAAUCAUUACUAGUAUA
Messenger RNA from Mytilus trossulus (common blue mussel), 2629 nucleotides. RefSeq lists its product as uncharacterized. The transcript has 7 exons. NCBI's taxonomy places the organism in Eukaryota, Metazoa, Mollusca, Bivalvia, Mytilida, Mytilidae. The record is from RefSeq and is a predicted model, not a curated record. Bases 16 to 990 code for a protein of 324 amino acids.